AUGGCUUCCCCUCGCAUUCGACUCGCCUCGAUGGGCAUGUUCAUCAUCGACACGUUCCAAUUCCUCGAUCCCACGACGGGUCAGGAUCUGGGCAGUAAUGGGCUCGAGGAUCAGAUCGGCGGAGGAGGCUGCUAUUUUGCCAUCGGCGCUCGAGUUUGGUUGCCACCCUCGGACAUUCAGAUGAUCAUCGAUCGGGGAAGCGACUGGAGGACGCAGGAUCAGGCUGUGCUCGACCGAUUCAACCAAAUCCCCUCCUCCCCCGGACGUUCUCAAGCUGAACAGUCGUCGUCCAUGUGGCACUACAGGACGAGAGCAGACGGCACAACGCGAGCAGUCAAUAUCUACAAGGGCGAGCAUCGGGGCUUUGACUAUCUCUCUCCCAAGAUUCGCCUCGAACCAAGCGAUCUCCUCCAGUGUAGCCCCAGCAUCCCACCACGACUACCAGAAUGGAUCCACCUCAUAUGCUCGCCGGAACGAGCGCUCGAGACCAUUUCACAGAUCGACGCAGUCCUCGUGCAGAAUCAGGGCACCGACACGCCAGGCUUUCCAAGGCUGGUCUAUGAACCAAUACCGGAUUCGUGCGUCUUUGCGAAUCUGCAAGAUUGCUUGCGCGUGUUACCGAGGCUGGAGGUGUUCAGCCCAAAUCACGAGGAAGCUGCACAUUUGCUCGGUCUGUACGACGAGUGGGAAAGCGUUUCGAAGCAGGCAAAGGGGGAAAGGGGCAAGUCGCCGGAUGCGAUCGUGCAGUUUAUCACCUCUAGGCUCGCUGGCGGAUUUGCAGCGCAUUUGCAGCAACAGCAACUUGAAGGAGUCGGACCCAUCAUCUGCAUCCGAAGUGGUGCUUGGGGCUCUGUUGUGGGUCGAGCAGACGUCGGAUUCCACCACGUACCAGCAUGGCAUACGAAGUCAGUGUCAUCUUCCGAUCAUCUGGAUCUGGACUCUAGCUCGUCUCGCAUCAAGGACGUGACAGGGGCAGGCAACUCAUUUCUUGGAGGUUUCUGUGCGUACCUCGUACAAACUGAGCAAAGCCGUGCGCUGGAUCAGACCGGAAGGAUGAAAGAGGCAGCUCUUCAUGGCGCCGUGUCAGCUUCGCUUAUCAUUGAGCAGCUUGGCUUGCCAUCGUUUGACGUCAGGGAGGGCUUCGAGCUUUGGAACGGGCACACUGCCGCAGAACGACUAGUGUUGUUCCGAGAGAGACUUUCGUCUUCGUAG
Molecule: messenger RNA, 1212 nt
Organism: Sporisorium graminicola
Lineage: Eukaryota; Fungi; Basidiomycota; Ustilaginomycetes; Ustilaginales; Ustilaginaceae
Exons: 1
Coding region: 1-1212 (403 amino acids)
Source: RefSeq, a predicted model, not a curated record